GCUUGUAUCCUCCGCACAACCCUCCUCCUGCCUCCUAUAUCCAAAAGCCAUGAAGCUGCGAAGGGAGAGUUCCAGGAUUGUAAAGCCAAAUUACGAAGGAGAUAUUCCCCCUUCAAACACUGCUCGCAUUCCUCUGAGCGUCUUCGACAAGGUCACCUAUAACACCCACAUAGCUGUAAUCUAUGCGUACCGACCACCAAUCCCUCCAAAUGCGACCAUAGAGCAAGGCCUCGGCAAGGCCCUAGCGGAGUACAGAGAGUGGGCUGGCAGAUUGGAAGCAGACGACAAGGGUGACCCUCUCAUUUUGCUCAACGACCAUGGCGUCAAUUUUGUGGAAGCAUCGGCGGACUGCACGCUCGACCAGACCAUGCCCUUCAAGCCAUCGCCAGCUUUGCUGAGCCUCCACCCCAGUCUCAAGGAGGCAAAAGCCUUGCUGCAGGUUCAACUCACAAGGUUCACUUGUGGGUCGUUGGUGGUAGGGUUUACAGCCCAUCACCUGGUCGCCGACGGCCAUUCCACCAGCAACUUCUUGGUUGCAUGGGGACAAGCUUGCCGGGGCAUCGAGAUGAGCCCUCGUCCCCUGCACAACCGCGCCAUAUUUGCUCCUCGAGACCCUCCUCUGAUCGAGUUCGAACACAGAGGUGUGGAGUACAUGAGCAGGAAUCUCAACAAAGUGUAUCCUCUCUUUCAAACCUCAGCCGAUGAUGAUGAUAUCGUCGUACACAAGGCUCACUUCACGUUGGAGUUUCUAGUCAAGCUCAAAGCCAAGGCUUCAUCGGGGAGCGGUCGCAACAGGCCUUACAGCACGUUCGAGAGCUUGGUUGCUCAUCUAUGGAGAGCCAUAACCAGGGCUCGCGGGCUCAAUGGUUUCGAGACGACGAAAGUUAGAAUCUCAGUGAACGGCCGGUCGAGGCUCAGCCCUCGCGUACCGAACGAGUACUUCGGGAAUCUGGUGCUGUGGGCAUUUCCAAGUGCUAAGGUGAAGGACCUGCUGCGUGAGCCAUUGUCCUUUGCGGCCAAGAUCAUCCAUGAAGCAGUUGCAGAGGUGAACGACAGUUACUUCAAAUCAUUCAUCGACUAUGCAAGCAGCAGGGUGAAGGAGGAGGGUCUCAUUCCAUCAGCAGACAUGGAUAAAUCGGUUCUGUGCCCCAAUUUGGAGGUGGAUAGCUGGCUGAGGUUCCCAUUCUACGACCUUGAUUUUGGUGGCGGGAGCCCUUAUAUUUUCAUGCCAUCUUAUUUCCCAACAGAAGGAAUGAUGUUUCUUCUCCCUUCCUUCAUUGGAGAUGGAAGCAUCGAUGCCUUCAUCCCUUUGUUUCAGGACAACGUAGCCUCCUUCAAACAGUUCUGUUACUCUCUGGACAUCUGAACUGUUUCCCCUUCUAAGUUCUAAUAACCCAUAUUGAUGUGAAAGUUAAAACUUCAUAAUAGUUUUUCUUUUCUUUUUUUUUUUCUUUCUUUUGUUGAAAAAACCUUCACAGUUCAAACCUCCUCUUCUUAGUAUA
Molecule: messenger RNA, 1502 nt
Organism: Nelumbo nucifera (sacred lotus)
Lineage: Eukaryota; Viridiplantae; Streptophyta; Magnoliopsida; Proteales; Nelumbonaceae
Product: agmatine coumaroyltransferase-2-like
Molecular function (GO): acyltransferase activity, transferring groups other than amino-acyl groups
Source: RefSeq, a predicted model, not a curated record